Molecule: messenger RNA, 2091 nt
Organism: Heteronotia binoei (common prickly gecko)
Lineage: Eukaryota; Metazoa; Chordata; Lepidosauria; Squamata; Gekkonidae
Gene: TBCC
Product: tubulin folding cofactor C
Exons: 2
Coding region: 94-1119 (341 amino acids)
Biological process (GO): tubulin complex assembly; post-chaperonin tubulin folding pathway
Cellular component (GO): cytoplasm
Molecular function (GO): tubulin binding
Source: RefSeq, a predicted model, not a curated record
CGUAAGCGCUCCCCACAAGCCAGGAAUGACGUAAGAGAGCCAAUGGGCGUUCUCCUUAGUGUGAGGUGCCUGGGAGAGUGAAGCGAGGGAAAGAUGGAGGCUGUUUCUGAAGCGGCGGCUGAGGGCGAGCGGCUCUCGAUUGCCGCCGGUGUCCCUCCUUCGGUUCCGGAACGGCUCCAACAGCGAGAAGCAGAACGGCGAGAAGAGGCUGGGCGGAGGCGGCGGGAGCGCGACGCGCAGGCUGUGCAAGAGGAGCAGAGCGACUUCUUCACGGCAGCCUUCGUCCGAGAACGGGACGCCGUCGAGGCGCUGCUGGGGCCAGAGUUGGACACGGCUGCUGAAGCUGCAGCCACGCGGCUGGAGGAGGCUGCUGGGCGGCUGCAAAGCCUGAAGAGGCUGUUAACGGACUCGGUGCGUUUCCUGGCUCCCUAUGAGGUGCGGCAGGCGCAGGCGACGCUGACCAAGCUGCAGAACACCCUUUCGGAGCGGCGCCUGCAAGUGCAGCCCAAGAAGCGCUUUGCUUUCAGGGCUCGCAAGAAGGAGUCCGCAGCUGCUCAGGAGCCCCCGAAGGAUUCCACGCGGGCACAAGCUUCCAGUGAGGCGGUCCUUUCUUCCUCUGAUCCCGAGUGUGGAUUUAGCCGAGUCGAGGGGCAGGAACUGCAGCUGGGUCCGGCCGAGCUGCUGCAGCGGAACGUGGUGUUGUCUCACCUGACCAGUUGCCGGGUGCAGCUUUGUGGCAACCCCAACACGCUGCUGAUGCGCGGCUGCCGGGACUGCACAGUUCUCUGCGGACCGGUGUCCACUUCGGCGCUUGUGGAAGACUGCAGUGGCUGCCUCUUGGCCCUCCCCUGCCAGCAGCUUCGCGCACACCACACCACCCAGACUAGCUUCUACGUGCAAGUGACUAGCCGAGCCAUGCUGGAAGACUGCAGCGGAGUCCGCCUUGCCCCGUACACGUGGAGUUACGUGGGCAUCGAGGCCGACUUCGAGACAUCCGGGCUAGACAGAAGCAGGGACAACUGGAGUCAGGUAGACGAUUUCAACUGGCUGGCUCGGGAUCAGCCCUCUCCGAACUGGAGUGUGAUCCCGGAGGAGGAGAGAGUCUGUGACUGGAGCUGAACUGGAAACGCCCUAUCUGCAGUCUUCAGAGGGCCUGGAGCUCGUUGCAUUGCAGAAGGUGUGCUUGUCAAAGGACUUCUGUACCUUAUUUGUAUUCCGAUAUAGUUUAAACCAGAUGUUAUGAUGAAGAUGCGAACACACCUCUGGUGAUACUUUUGCUUUGUCAGCCAUGAAGUCUCCUGGUGCUAACUUUAUCAGUUUUUUUGCUGUAUGCCUUUAGCUGAUUGCCUGAUCUUUAGAGUAUUUUACUAGUGAUCAUUAAAGUAGUUCAAAUUACACGUUGCUUUCUGGAACAAGAUUGUAAGGGCUUUAACUUUUGUUUCAAAUAUUCUAAAUGCAAAACAUCUUUCUGUGUAGCAUUCUUUUCCUGACUUCUACCAGUACAAAGAAUUCUACAAAGUUUAAUUUAUAAAAUAUUGUCCAAUGGUAAAUGGAAGCUUAAGACAAUAUUAUACUCUGAUUUUGAUCCUGUUUGGUGCAUAUAAUUGCUUCAGUGUUGUUAAUACUUGCAAGUAGGUGAUUAAAAGAAGUCAAAACACAAUGCAGUCGAAAGUAGACAAAAGUCACUGGAAGAAAGUUAAGUACAUUCUUGAAACAGUUUGUAGAACUACUUAAUAAACGGGGACCCCUGCCUUAAGCUGUAAUGCUUUUAUAGCUAUCAAAUUACAUUCAUGGUUUGUGCGCUGUCUAAAACGAUAUUUGGAUGUUUUGUACAAAUAUAGUGUCUGAGCAUUUCACACUAGUGUAUUAAUCGUUUUGUGUUUUGUUGACAAGAGUUAAGCAAGUUACUAAAUCUCAUACCACUAAGCAAAUACCAUACUGUCUUUACUACUCUGUCUGGAUUUGUAUACUGAUGUACUGACUUUGCACAAAAUGCUGAAGAGACUUAAGUUAUUGUAUUGGUCUGAUGCUGUUUUUACUCUUAAGUACCUCUCAUGGCCCCUUGGAUUAAAACAAAGAUUUUCCUGUGAA